AUGGCUUCCAUAACUACCGGCGAAUUAAGAACUGUUCGAAAUAUUAUCCUCAAUCCUGAUUUAACAGUUCAGCAACACAUUGAUACAAUUAACAAAUAUACCGCCAAUGUAUACUCGAAAGCUCUUCACUCGUUGACAGAAUAUAAUGUCGCCGUAUCCGCAGCAACCAAAGCUCGAGCUGUCGUAGCAUUAUGGGCAACAAAAAAUUUCAAAGAAGUCGAUGGAAUAGUUCCAAACCUUCUUCCGGCCGAAAUGUUUAAACUUUGUCAAAUUCUCGAUGCACCAAGAAAAGCUCGACAAUUACAAAAGAAACUUGACCGUUUCCAAGCUCACAAUUUCAACGUAAGAGCCACCAAAAAAAGUCUUAUACAAUCGGAAAUAAAUAACUACCGACAAGAUAUGCAUGCGUGUUCUUUGACAAGUUCAUUUCAGAAAAGAAUCAAAAAGUGGGUUGGCUCUUUUACGAAGGAAAAAUUGGAUUUCUUUAUAUUGAGCUUCGCAAAAGAUCCUUGGAAGGAAUUGGCGGAUCUCGCUCAUUUAAAAGCAUCCGAUUUUCAAGCGUCUUAUUUCCUUCCAAUUAUGUACGGAGGUCAAGCGCCUCCGGAUAGUUCCAUUGCAGCAUAUAUGAAUAUCAAUAGUGAGAAUCUUGAAAAUGUAUUAGCUGAACAUCCUUAUUUGGCUGAAUGUUACUCAUACAUAAGACAAAAAAUUAAGAAUAAUGAACUUACAUUAAACGAUACACAUAAAAGAAUUCUCGCCAAACGUGCACCAUUAGAAGAUGUUUUAUGGUAUUACGAAGAACUCACGUGUUCAGCAGCCGACGAAGAAAUCGCAACUCGACUAAAUGAUCGCGAGCCUCUGAUCUCCGUGCACGGAAGGUCCAAUUACUCGAAAUUGAUGGAAAGAAUUCUAACCUUCCGUAAAAUGCAAUCAAGCUUCGUCGAUCAACUGAUCUCUUACGCUGACGAAAAAUUGUCUGUAAUCCAAAUUCCGGAAAGUGAACAGCAUAGAGUUGCUGUUUUUGGCGAUUGUUCAGCAUCAAUGGAUGUUGCGGUUCAAGUGGCCACAAUCAUUGGAUCAUUAUUAUCAGUUUGUUUGAAAGCGGAUUUGAAUUUUUUCAAUAGUGUCCUCAUCAAUCCUCCGAUUAUUCCUCGCACAGCUAGUGAGGUACUUACAGUCACCGAAGCGAUCCGAGCAUCAAACGCAACAGCACCUGCCGCGUCAUUAUAUCCUUACUACGCUGAUCGAAAACCAAUAGACAUAUUUAUUGUGGUUACCGACGAAGAAGAAAAUACGAACUGUAAUGGUUACAGAUUUGCACCUCUCUUCAAAAAGUAUCGUGACGAGAUCGUUCCGCAUGCCCAGGUUUUCUUUGUCAGUUUUCUCGAGGGUACAAACGAGGGAGAAAUGAAGCAAAGUUUGGCUACGGAAGGAAUUACCGACAUCAAACAAUUUCGCUUGGAUGGUCGACGACCAGAUCUAAGUAAAUUUGAUGAGUUAUUGGGUAUGUUAGCGAUGGAACUGGCCGUUCUUUCCGAAACCAAGAA
Messenger RNA from Ambispora gerdemannii, 1547 nucleotides. The record is from the annotation of a GenBank genome assembly. Lineage: Eukaryota; Fungi; Glomeromycota; Glomeromycetes; Archaeosporales; Ambisporaceae.